Messenger RNA from Rhizopus microsporus ATCC 52813, 762 nucleotides. Its product is annotated as DTW-domain-containing protein. NCBI's taxonomy places the organism in Eukaryota, Fungi, Mucoromycota, Mucoromycetes, Mucorales, Rhizopodaceae. The transcript has 2 exons. Bases 1 to 762 code for a protein of 253 amino acids. The record is from RefSeq and is a predicted model, not a curated record.
AUGGCAAUUAUUGACAUUGAACAAGUUGAAGAGUUGAGAAAGAACUCACCAUUUUCUCAAUUAAAGAUACAAGACGAUAUAGAAUUAUACAAGAAAACAGAUAGAUACACAUGUCCAGCUUGCAAUAAGCGAAUGAAGUAUUUUUGCUACUACUGCUAUCGAGUCUUGGGAAUGAACCGAUCCGAUGUUCCCUUUGUUAAGUUGCCAAUGCCAAUAGACAUAAUUAAGCAUGAAAGUGAACUUGAUGGCAAAACAACAGCUCUUCAUGCACGUGUUAUUGCUGAUCAAGAUGUAUCCGUUUACAACUGGAAAAAAAUGCCUCAAUAUGAACAACCAGAACGGAUAUUGAUGCUUUUCCCUGGUUCAGAUGCAAAAAAGUUGAGCGAGAUACCAAGAGAUUCAUUUGACAAGUUUAUUGUUAUCGAUGGUACCUGGAAACAGGCUAAAACGAUCGUUCGAGAGACACCGUUGCUUCAAAAGGUACAAAAGGUGACAAUUGAACCAAGGCAGACAUUCUUUUGGCGAUAUCAGGAUAUCAGUGUGAAUUAUCUAUCCACGAUUGAAGCAAUCUAUUAUUUAUAUGUAGAAUAUGCACAGCAAUUUGAGUUGAAUGGGGCUUAUGAUGGAAGAUAUGAUAAUCUGCUAUUUUACUAUAAGCAUCUAUACGAUUUGAUUCAGUAUAGCUAUCUCAAAGGAGAGCACAAGGAUAGGAAGUUUUGCUGGCGGCAUAAGGAGAAUUAUAUCAAAAAAUCAAGUCAAUAG